This is a messenger RNA of Parastagonospora nodorum SN15, 1218 nucleotides long. RefSeq lists its product as hypothetical. Bases 1 to 1218 code for a protein of 405 amino acids. Gene Ontology annotation, biological process: transmembrane transport. Gene Ontology annotation, molecular function: transmembrane transporter activity. Lineage: Eukaryota; Fungi; Ascomycota; Dothideomycetes; Pleosporales; Phaeosphaeriaceae. The record is from RefSeq and is a predicted model, not a curated record. Gene Ontology annotation, cellular component: fungal-type vacuole membrane. The transcript has 3 exons.
AUGCUGCAUCAAUUUGAUGUAUAUAGCCAUGCAGAGAAGUCCGCUCAAGCUGCACCUGUCUCCAAAGACGACGGGAGUGCUUUCGGUCCCGCCCCUGAUGGUGGCACAACCGCCUGGCUCAACGCCUUUGGUGGCUUCUGUAUCUUCUUCGGCUGCCUAGGCUUCACAUCUUGCUUUGGCGUACUUCAAGAGUACUACGGCACACAUCAACUCAAGAACUACAGUGCCAGCGACAUCGCCUGGAUUGGCAGUGUGAGCAAUUUUAUCCAGUUCAGUGGAGGUGCUAUUAGUGGGUCGAUGUUCGAUCGAUUUGGGAUCAACUACUACCAAUUCAUGCUCGCUCAAGGCCUGGUCAUGGGUUCCGCGGUCGCAUGCCUUCAAUUUCCCGCCUUCGCGAUCGUCGCUCAAUACUUCGACAAGAAGCGCGCAGCAGCCAUGGGCAUCACAGCAUCUGGAUCCUCCAUCGGAGGCAUCAUCUUUCCUCUCAUCCUAUCCAAACUCCUAAAUGGCUCAUCCAUCGGAUUCGGGUGGUCGAUCCGCAUCAUCGGGUUCAUCAUCUUGCCCUUCUUCCUCCUCGCGAUAAUGAUCCUGAAGCCGCGCGUACCCCCAAGGAAGGCAAACAUAUUCAUUGGCGCGGCGUGGAAAGAUAUAAAGUACUGCCUCUUGAUAGCAGGCAUGUUCUUCAUGAUGAUGGGCAUGUGGACACCAAUCUUUUUUAUGCCGUCGUAUGCUGUCUCGAGGGGAAUGGGCGUCACCCUCGCCGGCAACUUGCUCGCAAUCAUCAACGCUACUUCGACUUUAGGCCGUAUCAUCCCUGGCAUACUGGCUGACAAGUUUGGGAAACUAAAUUUAUUUGGUUUAGCAGGCAUAGCAACCGGUAUCAUGGUGUUCUGCUUUGACGAGCCGAAGACGAACGCUGGUCUCAUCAUUUAUGUCAUAUUCUUUGGUUUUACGUCUGGCGCGAUCAUCUCUUCGGCGUCGGUUGCAAUUUCCUUGUGUACCAAGGAUCCUCGCAAUCUCGGGACAUAUAUGGGCAUGGGUAUGGGCCUGGCAGCUUUCGCAACGCUUGCUGGUCCGCCGAUCAGUGGUGCGCUGCUUGAGAGAUAUGGGGGAUAUUCUCAGGUUGCAAUCUUUGGUGGCACAUUAUGUGUCUUUGGUGGCCUUGUUGUGUUGUCGAGUAAGUUCGUGGUCCCGGAGGGUAUUAUGGGAAAGGUGUAA